AUGCCAUUUGAAGUCAAGACGUCAUUGCUCGACAAUGUGGAUGGCUCAGCUGAGUUGAUCAUAGGAAAUAACAAGAUUAUAACGUCUGUAUCAGGUCCUAUAGAAGCGAAACCCAGGCAAGAAUUACCGACCUCAUCGAGCUUGGAAAUUGUAAUCAGACCAGCAGUGGGAAUUUCUUCGACAAGAGAAAAGCUUAUAGAAGAUAAAUUGAGAUCUCUAUUGCAGAGUGUAAUAAUAGGGCAUAAAUUUCCUAGACAGUUGAUCCAAAUUGUUGUUCAGUUUUUAAUAACAGAUACUAAUGAAGCAUAUACAAGCACAGAACUAAAUGCAGCCAUAAACUGCUGUUAUUUUGCUCUUAUAGACGCACAAAUACCAAUGUAUUCUUCAUUUGCAUCGACUACUAUAUCUAUAAACGACAAGAAAAUAAUUGAAAAUCCAUCGAUUGAGCAGUUAAAGGAUAGUGAAUCCCAUCAUGUAAUAUGCUUUAUAAUAGAAAAUGGUGAGACAGAUAGAUUAUUGUUAUUGGAAAGCCAAGGAAAGUUUACUGAAGACCAGUUGUUUGAGGCAAUUGAACAAGGAAGUAAAGCGUGCCAGCUAAUCCACCAGGAUUACCAAAGGAAGUACAUUAAACAAAAACUUGAGGAUGACUACAUAUGGAGGACUCAAUGA
Molecule: messenger RNA, 669 nt
Organism: Priceomyces carsonii
Lineage: Eukaryota; Fungi; Ascomycota; Pichiomycetes; Serinales; Debaryomycetaceae
Product: exosome non-catalytic core subunit
Exons: 1
Coding region: 1-669 (222 amino acids)
Biological process (GO): rRNA catabolic process; poly(A)-dependent snoRNA 3'-end processing; nuclear mRNA surveillance
Cellular component (GO): nucleolus; cytoplasmic exosome (RNase complex); nuclear exosome (RNase complex)
Source: RefSeq, a predicted model, not a curated record